CACAGUAAGAUUUUACUAUUGAGGUUCCGGGUUCGAUUCUUCCCUCUUUCCAAUUUCUUUUUUUCUUUCAUCUUCUUCAUCUGCAAAUCUGCAGAAAAAUUCCUUCGAAUUUUACAAUCGUUCACGAUUUGUGUUUUCUGCAGAACAGGCCUUGGUGAUUUGGAAGCUAUUCGCCUGUUUCAUGGAUCCAGAUCCGCCGCCAUCCGCUCCACGAAAGGUCAAGUUUGCUCCUAAAGCACCCGCUCGCAGAACGCCGAAGCCCCCAGCCGCGAAAAUCGUGGCAGAGGAUGACGACGGCGAUGACGAAGCUGCUAGACAGCGUCUCUCUCGUAGAAUCAAUGAGAAUCUCUCCAGGCGAAAUGCGAAAGCAGAAAACAAAUCAUCAGACCAAGUCACGUUUUCGCUUAAUGCCCCAUCGACUAUUUUACGGACAUAUGGGAAACAAUAUCUCAAAAGUGAUUUAGCUGAUCCAGAGACUCUCGACAGUACCAGUGAUGCAGCUAAGACGAAAAAGGAGACUCCUGACGACAUGCAAAAGCUUGUUAGGUCUAUAUCAACUUCAGGACAAGGAUUCAGUGAAAAUUAUGUGGAUUUCUCUAAUAGUGCUCUAGCUGUGAAGACGAAAAGAGAAUAUAAAGAGCCUUGGGAUUACCAUCAUACUUACUACCCUACCACCCUACCUUGGAGGAAGCCUUAUUCUGGAAAUCCUGAAAUUCUUGACAAGGCAGAAUUUGAAGAUGCUCCAGAAUAUGAUGAAAAUACUGACCUAGAUGAUACACCGGGAAUGCUUCUUUUCAAAUUUCCUUCUAAUCUUCCCUUAGACAAUUCCCGGCCACCAAGGAGCUCGAAAGGCAAAGAAAUAGCCGGGAGCUCUGUAACUCAAGAACGUGAGCAUUCCUCUAAGAAAGGCUGUAAGUUGGAGGAGUUGCCUGAGGGUCUCAUGGGGAAAAUGCUGGUGUACAAAAGUGGGGCCGUGAAGUUGAAAUUAGGAGACGUCUUGUAUGAUGUUUCGCCUGGUUCAGACUGUAGUUUUGCUCAAAGUGUUAUGACCAUCAACACCGCAAAUCACGAGUGUUGUGAGUUAGGGGAACUGAGCAAGCGGGCCGUGGUAACUCCUGAUAUUGAUUCAUUGCUGGAUAACGUGAUUGAUCUUGGGUAAAAAGCCUAUAUAGACUACCAAACAAAUUCUAUUCGAGAGAUUGCUGCAAAUAAUUAGGUAACUGACUCCCAUUUGUACUGCAAAUGUUUUGGUGUGUCCUUGGACAAAAUCAAACAACAGUUUCAGAAUGUAAACUGUGGAAAGGGCAGAAAGUUGGCAUUUAACAGUAGAAAAUAUGUGAAGGUCCGACCGACGGUGCAAUUGCAGAUUGUACAUUUUUUGAACAAGUUGCAGAUUGUACAUUUUUUGAACAAGUAGCUAACUCGAACAACUGGAAAUGCUUAGGUUACUUUUUUGGCAUCGAAUUUUCAGUUUUUUGUUUU
This is a messenger RNA of Striga asiatica, 1482 nucleotides long. The record is from the annotation of a GenBank genome assembly. NCBI's taxonomy places the organism in Eukaryota, Viridiplantae, Streptophyta, Magnoliopsida, Lamiales, Orobanchaceae.